AUGCAGGAAUUGUUUGCGAGUGGCGCGUUGUUGACGGCGCGCGUGGCUUGCCGCAGGUGGGUGGUGGACGAGUGGGGCCCCUGCUCGGUGAGCUGCGGGGGCGGGCAGCGCUUCCGCUACGUCCACUGCGCAGAAGACGGCAACGGCACGCGCACCAAGGUGGCGGACCAGCUGUGCCACGGCCACCGGCCGCACUACCAGGAGCCGUGCAACCCGAUGGACUGCCCCACGUGGAACGCCGGCGAGUGGUCCGGGUGCUCGGCGUCGUGCGGCGAGGGCGUGCAGACGCGCAACGUGUCGUGCAAAGACGCACGGGACGUGCCCAGCCUGCUGUGCGACCCCACGUCGCGUCCGCCCCACGUGCAGCCCUGCCGCACCGGCGUCGCCUGCUCCAACUUCCGCUCCAGCUUCUACGACUGGGAUGGAGAGCAACCAGAACAAUUGCCUGGAGUCACUCAACCUCUGGUGCAGCCAUAUCCCCCACCAGGACCAGGACUUUAUGGAGGUGCAACAGCAGAACGUCUGGUGGGAGAACAAGUGGUCCCCUCAGAAGCCACCUUCAUCGCUGAAAAAUGGUCACCAUGCAGCGUCACAUGUGGGCGAGGAGUGCGGACAAGAGCUGUGAACUGCAAGAUCUUCCUUGAAUUUUCGAGAACAGUUGCUAAAUUGCCAGACCAUCAAUGCCAAGGGCCUAAGCCCCCUCAAAGUGAACCGUGCGAAAUGGAGCCCUGUCCUAUUGUAAAUGAUGCACAGAGUAUGCAAGGAAUAGAAGGAAUUAAAGUGUCUGUUGUUAAAGGAAUUACACAUUCAUGGAAGGAAAUGGGAUUCACUCAUUGUAGUGCAUCCUGUCUUGGAGGGGUCCAAGAGUCUCUAAUUAAUUGUGUGAGAGAUAGCGAUGGAAAACCAGUAACACCAUACUUGUGUGAAAAGGAAACUCGCCCUGAAGUUCUCAUAAGAACUUGCAAUGAUCAUCCGUGCCCUCCGCGGUGGAAUUUUUCUGAUUUUCAGACCUGUACUAAGUCAUGUGGAAUAGGUAUUCAGACUCGAGAAGUUACAUGCAUUCAUGAAGUCACUCGAGGAGGUAGUAAUACUGUUAUUGUUCCUAAUAAUAUGUGCCCUCAACCUCCUCCUCCUGAUCGUCAAUAUUGCAACAUUUUGGAUUGCCCAGUGCGAUGGCAUACAUCUGAAUGGUCUAAGUGCUCAAAACCUUGUGGUGGUGGAAUUAAAACAAGGCACGUGGAAUGUAAACAAGUAAUGGCACAAAAUCAUGUUGUGACUCGACCUGCUGCCAAAUGUUCUUCUCAAAAGCCUCCUGACAAAAAGCCUUGUAACACUAAAUCUUGCCAAUUGGAAACUGAUAGACCUCACAUUGCAAUUUCUAAUACAACUUACAAACAGCUUAGUCCCAAUAAAAAACGUGUUACCCUUAAAAUUGGAGGAAGAGCUGUUAUUUAUGCAGGCACUCAAGUCAAAAUUAAAUGUCCUGUAAAAAAAUUCAAUAGAACAAAAAUUCAAUGGACCAAAAAUGACUCUUAUAUUGUGAAUAAUAAGAAGUACAAGAUUUCAAAGAAAGGAGCUCUGCGUAUUCAAGAUGUGAAGUCUCAAGAUGGUGGAAAAUACAGUUGCAUUGCUGGUCAUUCUAAAGCAGAUUUAUUCUUGUCAGUCAAGGACAAGUUAGGAGUACUCACCAGCUCAGAAGAAAUUGAACGUCAGCACUCACCUAAAGUGCCAGAGCGUCACGAUGAUGCUAAUGUGGAAAACAUAGCGUCUGGGCAGAGCCCUUUCCUGCAGCCAAGUGAUGACUUUAGUCAUGAGCACAGGCCUGUUGAAGUGAAUCCUGCAAAGAAACCCAUCCGGAAACAAGUCAAUAACCAUCUCGGAGACCUGUCAAGAGUAUACCAACCCACCACUCCCACACAACAGCCUCCAUCUCAGCGCAACCAGGAGGAACCUUCUAAUAUGCCUGCACCAGGCACAGUUGGGCCUCAAUAUGAUGGCUCAGUGUCUGAGUCUCUGCCCCCUAGAUUUCACGACCCUUCUGAAGAUCCCCCCUCGUCAUCUGCAGGCACACGCCCUAUGCCCCACUUUCAGCAGCUUCUAGCCAAUUUGCAGACGUUCAGCAACUCCCGAGGGCAUCGCAUGGUGUCAGAGACAAUGGAACAGGAGCAGCAUGGUCUUGAUGAGGACAGCAAUGAUGGUGAGGAAAGCAAAGAUCAAAACCAUGAAGUAACUGAGGAUGGUUUAAUUGGACCUGCAGUUGUUUUGGGAAAAGGUAGUCCAGAAAAUUUGAAAUUCACAUGGAUGAUAAGUAAUUGGUCUGACUGUUCUCAGACUUGUGGAGGAAGUGGGUUUCAGAUGAGGGCAGCUCAUUGUAUGGUACAGUUGCAUAACAAUUCUCAAAAUGUAGAUAGUAACCUAUGUGAAGAUGCAGGAUUGGCACCUCCUCCUACAAUACAGAAAUGUGGCAUAGAUGACUGCCCACGCUGGGUAUCUGGAACAUGGUCAUCUUGUGAAGACUCUCGUUGCUUUACAUGGAACACA
Gryllus bimaculatus (two-spotted cricket) is the source of this 2541-nucleotide messenger RNA. NCBI's taxonomy places the organism in Eukaryota, Metazoa, Arthropoda, Insecta, Orthoptera, Gryllidae. The record is from the annotation of a GenBank genome assembly.